This is a messenger RNA of Asparagus officinalis (garden asparagus), 1491 nucleotides long. RefSeq lists its product as uncharacterized. Lineage: Eukaryota; Viridiplantae; Streptophyta; Magnoliopsida; Asparagales; Asparagaceae. The coding region runs from base 1 to 1491 and encodes 496 amino acids. The transcript has a single exon. The record is from RefSeq and is a predicted model, not a curated record.
AUGAAUCUCUCCUUUCUGAAUGUUAGAGGAUUAAAUAAAUCCUCUAAACAACAUUUAGUGAAAAAUCAUUUAUCUCAAUACCAUAUCUCUAUUCAAGCUAUUCUAGAAACAAAAAUAAAUGAUAGAAAAUUGCCUAUUGUUGCCAGGAAAAUAGCAAGAAACUGGAGCUGGAUAUCAAAUAUUAAUCUUGUUGGGAAAGUCAGAAUUAUCAUUAUGUGGGAUCCUAAUAUUCUGGAUAUUAAAGUGGAAAUCCUCUCAGCUCAACAUAUCACUUGUAAGGUCAAGUCUAUGGAUGGAAGAUUGGAGAGUUUCAUCACAGCAGUGUAUGGUUUUAAUCAAAUAAAUGCCAGAAGGAGAUUAUGGUCAGAACUAAAUGAUGUUUUUCAAUCUGUUGGUAAUUCUCCAUGGCUCCUAAGUGGGGAUUUCAACUCAGCUAUAAAUAAUGAAGAGAAAAUUGGGGAUGAUUUGCUUUUGGAGGCAGAUUUUAGAGACUUUAGUGAUUUUAUCUAUGAUUGUCAGCUCAAUCAUCUAAAAACUAUGGGGUGUUUUUACACAUGGAACAAUAAACAAGAUGCUAGCUCUAGAAUUUGGAGUAGAUUGGACAAAACUUUGGUGAAUGACUCUUGGUUACACAUGUUUUGUUCAAGUCAGGUUGAAUACUUACUUCCUGGUUUCUCAGACCACUCUCCUGCUCUGAUCUCAAUCUUUGAAGAUAAUGUCCAAGGCAAAAGACCUUUUAAGUUCUUUAAUAUAUGGACAAAGCAUGACACUUUCUUACCUACUGUUUCUAAAAUCUGGCAAACUGAAGUAGCAGGCUUCAAAAUGUAUUCAGUAUGUACAAAGAUGAAACUACUGAGAAGUGCCCUAAAGGAGCUCAACAAGAGGCAUUUCAGUAAUAUUAGUGAGCAAGUUCUAAGAGCAAAACAUUCUCUGGAAGAGGUGCAAAAUAACCUCCAAGUUAACCCUUUAAACCCCUCUCUUAUCAAUAGGGAAAGGGAAUGUAUGCUGUUAUACAACAAACUCCUUGAUUGUGAAAUGUCCUUUUAUCAGCAAAAAGCAAAAAAUGCCUGGAGUAUCAAAGGAGACAGAUGUACUAAAUUCUUUCAUUCAAUAGUCAAAAACUACAUGCAUUACAACAAAAUAAUGGCUCUUUAUAAUAGUCAGGAACAAAGAAUAACUGAGGGGGAUGAAAUUGCAAGGGAAUUUGUGUCCUACAAAAAUCUCAUGGGAGUUGCAAUAGAUACUAUAACCCCAGAUACAAGGGUCAUUUGUUCAGGUCCCUGUCUAUCUGCUGCACAAGCCAGUUUACUAUCAAAAACUAUCUCCAAGGAUGAAAUCAAAGAUGCUCUGUUCUCUAUGGAUGGUAAUAGGUCCCCACAUCGAGAAGGUUUUGGAGCCUUAUUCUUCAAAUCUACUUGGUCAGUAAUAGGUGAUGAAGUCACCCUUGCCAUUCAAUAUUUUUCAAGACAGGCAAAUUAUUGGGAGUGGUAA